GCGGAUACACCUUAUCGCGGCUCGUCUUUCGCGAGGAGCUAUCCCCUUCGGCGCAGGUUAUCCGUCGUGGGGGCCGUCAGGUGGGAGGUGGAGUCACGGGUGACGAGUCUCAGUAGGGCCCCCGUCGGCACAGGUAGGUAGACAGGUAGGGGCCCCCCUUGGGCUCCCACGGCAUACACGUACCCCCGGUAACAUUGGACCCCCACUUGUGAACGGCGAUGACCAUCAUCGAGACCGUGGCGUCCCGCCGCCUACAGUUGCAGUCGGCGCACCAUUCCACAAGCACGCGACAUUCCGCGCGCGCGGCGGAUACCCCGCGAGAAUACCCGGUACUCUCGGCAUAAAACUGAUAAAUCAGAAAAAAAAAAUAUAACCAAAUUUCGGGUAGAAAUAGGAAAAAAAAAAAAGAGCGAGACCCGUGAUCCACAACGCGUUCUGCCUAUAAUCAUAAUAUAUAAAUACUUCCGAAGAUAUUGCGUGAAUACGUGUAUUCGACAGUGAGAAAUUUGACUACUUCUGACGGGAUCGAUCGGCGGAAGCAACGCGUUCCUUUUCGUCUAAGAUUUAAUGAAUCUUGGAGUCGUGCCUCGUGCUUUAUAUAUAGAUGCCUGUACUUAUUAAUGAAUAAUUUGAAUACUCGAAGAUCAGCGGGAUUAAAGGAUCAACAUUUGCAUUGCCUGAAAUCCGCGUUUUGUUAUAUGAAUUGCGAAAAAUUCAGUGCUACGAUUCCCGGUGCUGUUUUGCAAAUAUCAAUAUUCAUCACUUAAUAGAGAGAAUAUUAUAUUUAAUUGAUCGAGAGAGAAAAAGAGUGAUAUCUUCCAGAAUAAGAGAAAUACACGAAUCGUCUGAUAAGAGGUCUCGACACCGAUUUCAUCCCGCAAAAUCGGGUAUUUUAUUUCCAAGAACGAGAAUAUUGCGUCGAUCGAUCGGUCAACGAAAUCACGGGCAUCCAACACCUGACCAGGUAGUCAGGUAGCGACCAGAAAUCGAAGUCAGUGCGGAGAACACGCGUAUUUCUAGCGAGGCACAAAGAGGGGGACGCCCUUACAUGCGUCAUCGCGCUAUCGCGGGUGCAAGUCGCACGUGAGCAUCGCACGUGAACGGCAGUACAACACGUGCGCCACGACGUUUGGCAUCGCACGCUGUGACAGCCGACGCCUCCGUCUCAUCGUCGCCACAGUUUGUCGCACACGUGCAGCGAUAAAUGCACCGUCGUUGCCGCGGAUGAUGUCCCACGCGAUCUCCAAGAUGAUCACCCAUUGGAUCGUCCUGUUGGCUCUCGGCGCCGUCUGCCACGGUCUUCCCGUAGCCGACGAGUCUGCUGAUACGAGCACGAUUGGAACUAUCGGAAAUGUCUCAGAAGUAACUACUGUUCCCGAAGCGGAAGGUCACUCCAUGGAUGAUAUAAUGCCGGGAACAAAGCCGCCAUCGAGUGCCGUGAUGUUCGUCGACAUCCCGGAACACACGGAAACGGAACUGGGCUCGUCCGUACUGUUGGCAUGCCGAACCGCUAAUCCUGUAGCCGAGUGCCAAUGGUCCUGGCAGCCAUUGCCGCCGGUACACCUGCCACUUCCGGAUAUCAGUGAAAGCCCGUCAGUUUCUACGACCACGACGAUCUCGACGAUCUCGGCGAACACGUCGACUCCUACGACCCAUCCGUUGCCGGUACGACAAUUUCCGGCGUUCGGGAACAACAGCAACGAUUGCUCCGUGAGAUUCUCCAGUACCAAACAUGAGCAGACAGGAUACUGGACUUGUGCGGCGAGAGUCUCCACGAGCGAUCCUUUCACCAGCACCGAACCCGCCAAGCUCAGCAUCGUCAACGCCAAUCACGGUAUCCUCAUCACGUUCGCGAAGCACGAGAAUGUCAUCGAGGUGCCGGCGGGAUCCUCGGCGCAAAUAAUGUGCCAGACCAAGUCGCCGAUACGCGAAUGCCAAUGGUCCUGGCGGCAGCUGAAUCAGUCGCAGCCCUGGAACCUCGACGUGAAAUCAUUCCCGGCCUUUGGUAAUGAUAGCACGGAAUGCAGUAUCAAGUUCAAAAACGUCCUGCCGGAGCAGGAGGGCUACUGGACCUGCGGUGCGCGAAUCGACCCGAAUUCCUCAUUCACCCAGGCGACUCCCGUUCGAUUUCUCAUAUCGGAAGUCGAGUUCGUGCAGUUGUCGCGCGGCGUACAGGUUGCGGCCGGCGAGUCGGUCUUUCUACGAUGCCUGGCGAACAAGCCGGUGGUACAAUGCGAGUGGUCGUGGAGGGCGUCGAACUCGAGCAAGGAACCGCUGCUGAUCAAGAAGUUCAGUCCAAACAAGGAUGCCGAUCACGACUGUUCCGUGCGAUUCAAGAACAUACUGUACGAGGAGGAAGGACUAUGGACUUGUGGGGUCCGUUUGACGCCAGACGGGAUCCUGCAUACGGCGCCCGCGGCCACUGUCAGCCUCUUGCCUACCGCUAAGGUGAGCUUCGUUGAUGUGCCGACGGACACGGCGGUGCCUAUAGGCACAGAAACCUUACUCAAGUGCAUCACCAGCAGCCGUGUGGAGAAAUGCACGUGGACCUGGAAGCCGUUAAACGGCAUUGAUUCCGAGAACGUCAUUGUCGACGAAUUCCCCAGCAACGGCGAUCUCGGCCGCGACUGCUCGCUUCAUCUUCCGCAGGUGCACUCGGAGAAACAAGGUAACUGGGCUUGCCAAGUGUCCAUCGCAUCCCUCAACACCGUCCUAACGUCGCCAUUCGCCAAACUCACGGUCUUCGAGCAAGACGAAGUGAAGUUCUCAGAGCUGUCGCAGGACAUUCAGAUCUCCUCCGGUAGUAGCGUCCUGUUACGCUGUGUGACAUCCUCGGCGGUGGAUCAGUGCCGUUGGUCGCUCACCCCGGUCAACUCCAAUACCACUGUAGUGGUGAAGCAAUUUCCGGCGGCCGGCAACGAGGCGCGAGACUGCAGUGUCCGUUUGAGCCAUGCGCUCGCCGAACAGGAGGGACUUUGGACCUGCGGUGCCAGGAUACACGGCCGGCAAAACUAUACGGACGCGCCGCCCGCGAAGCUGAGCCUCCUCGAACCAGCACUUGUCAAACCACGAAAAUCAUCGAUGCACAAACGAAUGGUGAAUGGUGGUCGUCGAAUAAUCUAUACCGAAGAUGUAGCGGCUUUUGAACCUGUCACUAUCGCAGUUUGGGCCACGCCUCAUCAGAUGGUUACUCUUGCAUGUAGGAUCGGAGCUGUGUCAUCGGAGGCCAAAUGCCACUGGAUCCACGUUCCAAAUAUUCACAUACAUCAGAACUCUAGCAAGCUUGCAAAGAAAACGAGUCAUAACAUGCAAAUGGAUUAUACCACGGGUAUCUGCAAGCUAAUCUUCAAACCGGAUCAUACCGAUCUAGGAAAGUGGACUUGCAGAUUUACUCUAACGAAUGAAAACACCGACAUCGAGAUAGGAAGCGCGACACUCGUUCUGCUCAACACCUUAGCAGAUGAGAAACUAGGAUGGAUCGUGGGUGCUCUAACGGCCAUGAUUUUAUUCCUGAUGAUAAUAGUCGUAGUGUUAGUGGUGUGCAAGGCGCGAAUCUUCGUCCGCAAGACAUCCGAAGUUCUGGAAACCUUACCUUCCAACAAAAGCAAACAAAGCGCGAGAUUCCAUAACGAAAAUUAUGCCGAAGAUCAGGGAAAGAUAAAUCUUCAACUCGCCGGGAACAGUAGCCGUACAUCGAGCAUCAAAAGCAUCUUACCUAAUAGAAGUCCGCGCGUACAGAAUCGCACGGACAAAAUUCAUGCAAUGCCGUCCAAAGUAUUUGAAAACGUUGGAAUGUAACAUGAUUAUUUUUUUCGUCAAUGUAAAAAAAUUUUCCUAAAUAUUUUUUUAUUUCAGAAGUUAAAACUGUAU
Formica exsecta is the source of this 3870-nucleotide messenger RNA. RefSeq lists its product as uncharacterized. Bases 1225 to 3798 code for a protein of 857 amino acids. Gene Ontology annotation, molecular function: cell adhesion molecule binding. NCBI's taxonomy places the organism in Eukaryota, Metazoa, Arthropoda, Insecta, Hymenoptera, Formicidae. The record is from RefSeq and is a predicted model, not a curated record. Gene Ontology annotation, biological process: cell-cell adhesion. The transcript has 12 exons. Gene Ontology annotation, cellular component: cell-cell junction.